CCAGUUUGUAUCAGGUAAUUGCGAGGAAGAAUUCCAGUUUGUAUCAGGUAAAGCUUUUUGCUUGACGCGACCAUGAGGUUUUUAUGCACGACCUUCUCCUGCAUGCUCUCAGUAGAUCACUGUCUCUUCCUGUUGCUGAGCAUGAGAAAUGCGAACAUUUGAAAAACAGGUACUGCUACUGAAAAACGUCGUUACUGACCUGCGGGGGAGACGCAAUUCUCCGGUAUAGAAGUUGUUUUGCUGCACCCAAGCGCAUAUCAAAUGUAAAAGUGUCUGGGUCUGGAAGAUUCUGGGACUUGUGAUGCAUGUUUUGCAUGACCCAGGACGUCUAUAAUGCACGCCCUAGCAUCACAGAUUUUUAGAGGGCUUCCUGAUGCCUACUCCGCAUGACAAACGCCCUCCCCGCGUAGCACAAACGAGACUCCUCUUGCUGGUCAUGCAAUACAGAGUUUCUUAGAGUCCGAAGUUAGCAUCACAAGUUCCACUUUUCCAGACCCAGACAUUUUUGCAUUUGAUAGCGCAUUUGUCCACAACUGAAUCGGCGCGUGGAAUGGCGGUUCUGAACAUUUGGAAAGAGCUAUCAGCAACCGAUCUUCGUCGUGCAUUCAAAUAAACAUCAAAAAUCAAACAGGUACAGUACCUUACCCUAGUACCAUCGGGUAACUACUUGCAGACGAAAAAACAGACACGAAGUAGAGUUGUAUAUUGCGAGAACCCCAGCGUCAGAAGAGGAACAAGAAAAGCUAGAAGAGAGAAUUUCACUAUGUCUCAGGCAUACUAUAAUUUGGGUUGACACCGACACGCAUGAGGUUUUUAUGCACGUGCAUACUCUCAGUCUCAGUAGAUCCGGUCUUCCUGCGCAUGAGAAAUGCGAAAACUAUGAAAACAGGUCAUGAAGAAAAACGUCGCUACCUACCUGCGGGGGAGACGCAGCGAGACGGAAAAACCUAUGGUGUGACGGACAAGUAGUGGGGAGAUGAAGAUUGGCUUCUGCACUUCUGGAGGAUGUUGAGUGGGAACAGCCGAGCCGGAAUUUCUGCUACUUGUCAGCACUCAUUGAACUCCAUUUGUACGAUGCAUUGCUACUCUGUCAAAUAAGAAUUGCCACGCAACUGUCACUAUGUUUCGAAAAUCAAAAUGUACCUUACAAAGUCUGAAAUUAAUAACAGUUUCUAUAAAAAAACAAAUAACGUACACUAUGACCAUGUACCAAAUAUGACGAAUUUACAAAAUUUUGUUUCUCUUACUACACCUUGCUUUUAUCACGAUGCCAAAUAAAAAAUGGACACUACACCUUUGUUUACAACUGUAAAAAGCUGACUUCAUCCUUGAUGCAAGAUAUC
This is a messenger RNA of Amoebophrya sp. A120, 1343 nucleotides long. The record is from the annotation of a GenBank genome assembly. Lineage: Eukaryota; Dinophyceae; Syndiniales; Amoebophryaceae.